AUGUCGAUGACCAUAUCAGCGGACAAGAAAACGUCCCGCAGCAUGUCGUCGACGAACCUCUGCUUCACCGGCGAUCGCUCGAUCAGCAGUCAGAGAACUAUAAUCAUCAUCAACAGUCUGAGGCGUUUGUAUAAUGAACCCGACGUAGCGGAAAGUAUUAAUAUAUUUUGGCAACAGCUGGUUGGAACCAGUUUUUCUUUUUCGGCUUGUGGAUUGUGCACAAUCGACAGACAUAUAAUAACUUCGUAUUGUGGAGCAAUAGCGACUUACCUGGUCAUUUUAAUACAAUUCAAAGAAGCCGACGAUCAUGUCACAAUCUCUGGAAAAGCUGCUAUCUAAAAGCUGGGAGUUUCCAUAAACAUACAU
Anopheles aquasalis is the source of this 366-nucleotide messenger RNA. Its product is annotated as gustatory receptor for sugar taste 43a-like. The record is from RefSeq and is a predicted model, not a curated record. Gene Ontology annotation, biological process: chemosensory behavior; male courtship behavior; sensory perception of taste. Lineage: Eukaryota; Metazoa; Arthropoda; Insecta; Diptera; Culicidae. Gene Ontology annotation, cellular component: axon; dendrite; neuronal cell body.